AGAUGAUGUUCCAGCUCCGGAACACACAGUGGUCACCAUGGAGACGGCUAUCCUUACAGUCUUCCUCACCGUCAUCAUUAUCAUGACUGUCUUGGGAAACCUGCUAGUGAUGGUGGCACUCUGCAAGGACAGGCACCUGCGGUAUGCAACCUCACAUCCUGUUAGCACGCAUUGAGUUCCUGUUUACUUCCUGACUGACUGGAAACUGAGCAACAGAUAAGAUAGGAACUGAGUUAUCAUAACAGAUUAUAUGAAAUGUGAUUAGAUUGACAUCCACUGUCACAUGAACAUGUCUGUAGAAAUGUAGCACCAUAGAUUUGUCCAAUGUGUCUGUCGAUUUGUGCAUGCCAGGUGGCCUGUCUGUUGGUGAGUUUGCCUGUCGGUCUGCCAGGUUGGUGGUCACUAGGGUGUGCAUUGCUACCGGGACCUCAACAUCUAGGCCUUCUGUCACACUUCAUCUGUGAUAAAACAUGAAAGCUCGUUCCAGAUAAAAUAACUUGACUGAUUUCAGUUGAAGUGGGGCAGGAGUGAUUGACAGCUGGAUAAAUGGGUCACUUCCUGUCAGGUGGAUGGUGUGGUGAUAGAGGAAGGCCAAGGCCAUGCUACUUGUACUAAGGUCCCACCAUGGCGGCAGUACUUCCAUCUACAUCUGUGGUUCUCAAUCCUGGUCCUCGUGCCCCACCUGUCCUGCAUGUUCUAGACGUUUCCCUGCUCCCACACACCUGAUUCAAAUGAAUGGGUCGUUAUCAGGCUUCUGCUGAGCCUGUUAAUGACCCAUUCAUGUGAACAUGUAAAACGUGCAGGGCAGGGGGGCACGAGGACCAGGAUGGAGUGAGGAUUGCCACUGUUCUACAUGCUUAUAUGAAGAAGAAAACCAACUACUUUAUAGUGUCUCUGGCAUUUGCCGACCUGCUGGUGGCUCUGCUGGUGAUGCCUUUGGCGGCAGUGGAGUUGACCACGGGGGUGUGGAUCUACGGGGAGAUCUUCUGUCUGGUCAGGACGUCUCUGGACGUACUGCUCACCACGGCGUCCAUCCUGCACCUUUGCUGCAUCGCCCUGGACCGGUACUAUGCCAUUUGCUGCCAGCCGCUGGUGUACCGCCACAAGAUGACUCCUGUCAGGGUGGCGCUGAUGCUGGGAGGCUGCUGGUUCAUCCCCAUCUUCAUCUCCUUUCUACCCAUAAUGCAAAGCUGGAACACUAUUGGCAUUGAGGAGAUUAUCCAGGAGCGACAUCACGCUGCGGGCAGCAACAGCACCAGCUGUGUGUUCAUGGUGAACCGUCCGUAUGCGCUGGUCUGCUCCGCGGUGGCCUUCUACGUGCCUCUCGGCCUCAUGGUCCUGGCCUACCAGCGCAUCUACGUCACCGCCAUGGGCCACGCCCGCCAGAUAGGCACCCUCCAGCGUGCCGGCUCCGCCCCCAAGCACCACCCCAGCCCCGCGGGCGCCGGCGACCAACCGUCGUCGAGCCGUAUGCGCGUGGAGACCAAAGCGGCCAAGACACUGGCUGUUAUUAUGGGAUGUUUCUGCCUGUGCUGGGCGCCGUUCUUCGUCACCAACGUGGUGGACCCGUUUGUCCAGUACAGUGUGCCGUGGCAGGUGUGGACGGCCUGGCUGUGGUUGGGCUACAUCAACUCCGGGCUCAACCCCUUCCUGUACGCCUUCCUGAACCGCGCCUUCAGACGUGCCUUCCUGCUCAUCCUGUGCUGCGGGGACGACCGCUACGCCCGCCAGGGCAGCUACAGGCCCACCCGGCCCUGCCACCACUCCGUCAACGGCACCUCUCUCAGACUGUCAUUCCUGCCAAACCGCAGCUACAGUGAUAAUGGCAGCAGGAUCCUGGCCAAUGAACUUGAGUCCCUGGAUUCCCAGGGAGUUCCAUGAUGUCAUCACCUUCUUUGUCAGUAUGUGCAAUGACGACGUUGCCGCCUCUCUCUGCAUUCCUCCAGGCCAUCACCCCGCGCACCCAGACUCCGAGGAGCAGGACCUGUGUGGGGCGCGAGUGUGUAUGUGCGGAUGUGUGUGUUUGGCGGGGGAUGUCUUGACUUAGGGCUGUUAGGCCCAGGGACCUGCAGAGGAUCCCCUCACACUGGGUUCCCAUGGUGAUGAUGAGACUGAGGGGCUUUUUCUAAGGACCACUGGACCAGAGUUUGGUUCCAUGGAGCUAUGAUGGAGGACUAACCCACUGGACAUUCCAAAGCAGAAACACACUGGAGUUGGAGAGAAUGUCCAGGAGCCUGGAAAUGAACUGACCACUGGGAUUACUGGGCCAGACAUUCAACUGGCUGGUUUAGAUAUCUAACUGGCUGGCUGGUCUAGAUAUCUAGCUGUGUGGCUGGUCUAGAUAUCUGGUUGUGUGGUUGGUCUAGAUAUCUAGCUGGCAGGCAUCUCGCUGGCUGGCUGGUAUUGAUAUCUCACUGGCUGGCUGGUAUAGAUAUCUCACUGGCUGGCUGGUAUAGAUAUCUCACUGGCUGGCUGGCUGGUAUAGAUAUCUCACUGGCUGGCUGGUUAGAUAUCUCACUGGCUGGCUGGUAUAGAUAUCUCACUGGCUGGCUGGUUGGUAUAGAUAUCUCAAUGGCUGGCUGGCUGGUAUAGAUAUCUCACUGGCUGGCUGUCUGGUUAGAUAUCUCAUGGGCUGGCUGUAUAGAUAUCUCAUUGGCUGGCUGGUAUAGAUAUCUCACUGGCUGGCUGGCUGGUAUAGAUAUCUCACUGGCUGGCUGGCUGGUAUAGAUAUCUCACUGGCUGGCUGUCUGGUUAGAUAUCUCAUGGGCUGUCUGGUUAGAUAUCUCAUGGGCUGGCUGGUAUAGAUAUCUGGCUGGCUGGCUAGCUGAGGUCUCCAUUUGGUUGGAGCUUUGUCUCUACUGCGCCCUCUGCUGGUGACCUGAUAGUGUACAUCACACAUCCUCCCAAUUGUCCAUCCGGCCAUCUGACUAGGUAGAUGUCUCAGGCUACUGGUGGGAUCCCCCAGGCAACACAUAUAUUCCAACGUUAUAAUUUAUUUCAUCAUUUCGCUCAUGUCCAGCUUCAAAGAGGAGGAGCAGAAUUGUCUCGUUACUAUGUGACAUUUUAUAGACAGUCGUUUCUGCAUGGUGUUACAUUUACUAUUUGUCACGAUAAUAAAUGUGUAACUUUUACAAACGUUGAACCUUC
Molecule: messenger RNA, 3147 nt
Organism: Osmerus eperlanus (European smelt)
Lineage: Eukaryota; Metazoa; Chordata; Actinopteri; Osmeriformes; Osmeridae
Product: 5-hydroxytryptamine receptor 4
Exons: 5
Coding region: 862-1881 (339 amino acids)
Biological process (GO): G protein-coupled receptor signaling pathway, coupled to cyclic nucleotide second messenger; regulation of appetite; chemical synaptic transmission
Cellular component (GO): dendrite; plasma membrane
Molecular function (GO): neurotransmitter receptor activity; G protein-coupled serotonin receptor activity
Source: RefSeq, a predicted model, not a curated record